AUGGAUGUUGGUAGUAAAGUCUUCGUGGACCAGUUGCUGAGCCGUGUCAGCUUUUCGGAUAUCAUUUCAUCGCAUGCUCACAUUGUUAUCGAGGCCCACCGUGGGAGCGGUAAGAAAAGCCCUGCUGGAAUGCUAAUGUUGGUUAGGGACGAUAAGCACAUGAAUUGGGCAAGUGGCCGCAACAAGAAUUCGAAUAAUAACACAUAUGUGGAUAUAAGCGCUACCGCUGCUGAGUUGCCGUCACGAGGUCAGCCACCUCGUGAAGGCUCAUCGCAGAAUGUACCGGCACACACCGAGGACAUAUUCCUCGUUUGGGUUCCGUACUCUUACAUUCCUCGUGAGUGUCCCAAGCUUCUGCCUGCGUUUCCAAGAAAUUCUCCGAUUUUGGGGGUUACUGUGGUAGGGAAGCCAGGCGAUUCUUCUACUGAAUUGUCUCACAUAACGUGUAUAGAGAUGAAAUGCAUUGAUAAAAUUCGGCGUGUGGCGUCCGUUGGUGGUAAGAGUGUUAUCGAAGUGUAUCGCCUUGACUCAGCAGAAAUUGUGAUGCUUUCGUUUUGCCAAGGGGGCCUUACAAGCUUUUUAGCGGAGAUGAGGGUCUUAUCGCCGAUGUCGCAGAGCCAUCUUGAUACAAAUGACUUCAUUGUGUACGGUCACCACCCAAAGAAUUUGACAACAAAAUUUUCAAGUUCUGAGGAGGAGAGAACUACCGUAAUGAGCCACUUAAACAAGCUUCGUAGUUAUACGCGCUCUUCUUUUCUCAACGAGCUCUGGGGAACUGCUUCGGGUACUGGUACACCCACUGCACUGCAACCUCCAACUCACGAAACUGGGGAUACCAGGGAUAUGCAGAUAAUGUUGUACGGAAAGAAGGAUAGCAAUCCGUUGGCAACGGUUGCGACCAAACUCACUAACGUGUUUAAUUCACUCCUGGAGCCUUCUCCCAACAGCAGGGACGAGUUUGCCUCCAACGUGGAGGUGGACCCGUCUCUCCUGUUCCCUUGCUCCGACACACCUCCGAAAGGGGAUGAAAGAGGCGACUUUUUUCAUGGAGAGGGGGGAGUUGCUGCACAGAUUUCUCAGGUCGAACUUCAGGUUCCUCGCAUUUCCCGGUGCGAGAACCUUCGGCAAAUGGGUCCUAGGCUAACUGCAAAUGAGUGGAACACCUGUUUCGUGGGCGACGAGCGGCGCGUAGAUGUAGAGAGGUUUGAACAUGCCAAGAUAGUUGCGUACAUGGGUGGUAUAGAUUCCGAUAUAAGGCUGGAGGUUUGGUGCUUCAUGUUGGACGUUUACGGGUGCCAUACCAGUUCAACAGAGUCGCAACGUCAGCGCGUUCGGGAUGAAUAUAGGCGCAGGUAUGAGGUACUUACAGGACAAUGGAAAAGCAUUUUCCCCGAGCAGGAGGAGAAUUUUACCGUAUUUCGUGAAGCGCGCGUAGCAGUAGAAAAGGAUGUACUCCGGACUGACCGUUUUCUUCCCGCAUAUGCUGACGAGUGUGGCGAGAAACUGUGCAUGUUGCGCAACGUGCUCUUAUCGCGCGUGAUGCUGAACCUUGACUUGGGCUAUUGUCAGGGCAUGAGCGAUAUCCUUUCACCUAUUGCUCUUCUGGCCCAAGACGAAGUGGAGGCGUUUAUGAUUUUUAGUUGUUUUAUUGCAAACCACUGUUGCAACGACAUUCUUAAAGAUGUCAAAAGGGGAAUGGAGCAGCAUCUUACCGCGUUGCGAGCACUUGUGGCCUUCUCCGCGCCCCUUCUGUUUAAUCAUUUGAGGAUACAAGGGGCUGAUGAUAUGUUUUUCUGCUUUCGUUGGCUUUUGGUGCUAUUCAAAAGAGAAUUCCCUGUAGAGGAUGCUAUGCUCCUGUGGGAUGUCAUCAUUUGUUGCCCCUAUACUCCGCGGUUUGAGAUAUUUGUUGCUGCUGCGCUGCUAAAGGCCUUUACUCCACAGAUUCUUGAGAUGAAUUUGUCGCACGACGAACUGCUGAAGUUCGUUAAUAGCGCGUCGUGCCAGUUGGACGUGCGUCAUGUUAUUGUUCUUUCACAGGACUUCUACUUGGAGGUGGCGAAGCAUGUUACCACAUUGGGCGGAGGGAUGGUGUUUCGCAGAGGCCGACUGCCAACCCUUGAAGAAGUACUACAGAUUUUGGAAGGCAACACAACGUGA
This is a messenger RNA of Trypanosoma brucei brucei TREU927, 2157 nucleotides long. RefSeq names its product GTPase activating protein, putative. The record is from RefSeq and is a predicted model, not a curated record. The transcript has a single exon. The coding region runs from base 1 to 2157 and encodes 718 amino acids. Gene Ontology annotation, biological process: activation of GTPase activity. Gene Ontology annotation, molecular function: GTPase activator activity. Lineage: Eukaryota; Euglenozoa; Kinetoplastea; Trypanosomatida; Trypanosomatidae.